GUACAAACUUGCCCGAUUGUUGCUUCCCACCGUCAUCAAGUACCUACGCAUAGAGUCAAGAAUCUUCGUUGUGCGCCACCUUCGCAACCUUGCAUCUGCCCCCCCGCCUUGUGAGGGCUGCAGCUCAAGUUUUCAAUCGUCUUUACUCUCCCCGUUUCGCACCCUUUCGCCUCGCCUCCCAUGGGUGACAUGGCGAACGAGAUCAAAUUGCUCACGGGCAAUAGCCACCCGAUGCUAGCUCGGCUGGUCGCGGAUCGGCUGGGCAUCAGCAUAGCGAAGACGAUGAGCAUGAACUACUCAAACCAGGAAACGAGCGUUACAAUUGGCGAAUCCGUUCGAGAUGAAGAUGUCUUCAUCCUCCAAUCCACUGCCCCCGGCGAGAUCAACGACCAGUUCAUGGAGCUGCUUAUUAUGAUUCACGCCUGCCGAACUGCGUCCGCGCGAAGGAUCACCGCCGUGAUCCCCAACUUCCCCUAUGCGCGUCAAGAUAAAAAGGAUAAGAGCCGGGCGCCCAUUUCGGCGAGGUUGAUCGCGAAUAUGCUGCAGACGGCAGGGUGUGGUCAUGUAAUCACGAUUGACCUCCAUGCCUCUCAGAUUCAGGGCUUCUUCAAUGUCCCCGUCGACAAUCUCUACGCAGAACCAUCCGUGCUCCGCUGGAUCAAGGAGAACCUGAGCAGUGAGGAGGCCGUCAUUGUGAGCCCCGACGCGGGCGGGGCUAAGAGGGCGACCGCUAUCGCAGACCGCCUGGGUUGUGCCUUCGCGCUGAUCCACAAGGAGAGACCGAGGCCGAACGUUGUUGGAUCCAUGGUCCUGGUCGGCGAGGUUAAAGACAAGGUCGCCAUUCUGAUCGACGACAUGGCGGACACCUGCGGAACCUUGGCCAAGGCUGCAGAAACGCUGAAGAGCCACGGUGCAGGCAAGAUCAUUGCCAUCGUUACCCAUGGAAUCCUGAGCGGGAAUGCCGUCGAGAUCAUCAACAAGUCGUGUCUGUCGCAGCUCGUGGUCACCAACUCAGUGCCCAUUGGCGACAAGCUUGAGCGCUGCCCCAAGCUGAGUGUGAUCGACAUCAGCGGAACGCUCGCGGAAGCCAUUCGGCGAACGCACUUUGGCGAGAGUGUCAGCUAUCUGUUCACCCAUGCCCCCGUGUAAACGAUGGGUCGUGUCCUCAUAAGGAGGUUCCAGUCUUUACAGACUUGCGCUGUUGGCCGAAAGGGGCCAUGAUACUGGAGGAAAAAAGGAGAGGUAGACAGUGUGAUCAUACGGGCUUAUCAUUAAGAUUGGUGUCAUGGGCGAAAAUCAUGGGAGGCUUGUUUGUUGCUUGCAGCUC
Phialemonium atrogriseum is the source of this 1327-nucleotide messenger RNA. Its product is annotated as phosphoribosyltransferase-like protein. Bases 181 to 1149 code for a protein of 322 amino acids. The record is from RefSeq and is a predicted model, not a curated record. The transcript has 10 exons. Lineage: Eukaryota; Fungi; Ascomycota; Sordariomycetes; Cephalothecales; Cephalothecaceae. Gene Ontology annotation, molecular function: magnesium ion binding; ribose phosphate diphosphokinase activity. Gene Ontology annotation, cellular component: ribose phosphate diphosphokinase complex; cytoplasm. Gene Ontology annotation, biological process: 5-phosphoribose 1-diphosphate biosynthetic process; ribonucleoside monophosphate biosynthetic process; purine nucleotide biosynthetic process.